CACACGCUCCAAUCUUAACGGAUUGGCUAGUUAGACCCGCUCCGGCCCCUCGGCAUGGUAGACCACACCAGAGCGGGCCACUACCAUCUCUAGGGCUAUGGAUAACCAUCUAAUUUUAAUAAAUAAAUUAUAUUUGUUUGUACUAAAUCAGGUGAUUCCUUUCCAGUUCCCAGUGACGAAAGUAGAAAUUGUAGGUUUCGAAUUAGAAUCAUUUCAUUGUCAGUUAAGGAUAAAAUAAAAAAAAAAUUCCAAAAUCAAAUAGAGAAGCUCAUUGUGAUCCAACAAGAGUAGAGAGAUGAGAGGAGUAAGAAAACAAGGAACGGGAAACUACACAAACCCAUGUUUGACCAUGCAUCAGCCAUGGGCUUCCCUUCUCGUUUAUGGGAUCAAACGCAUUGAAGGCCGUUCUUGGCCUGCCCCUGUCAGAGGUCGUCUUUGGAUUCAUGCUGCUAGUAAGGUGCCUGAAGAAGCUACAAUUAAAGCAAUGGAGGACUUUUACAGGGAAAUUUAUGCACUCAAUGGGAUUAAUGAUCUCAAGUUUCCUCGGCAUUAUCCUGUUUCAAGACUUUUAGGGUGCGUUGAAGUAGUUGGCUGUGUUAAGCGUGAAGAAGCAGCAAACUGGGAAGUGUUACCUGAAGGGGUGAGGCUAGAAGCACAAACAGAAUUUUGCUGGCUUUGUGAAAAUCCUCAGAAAUUGUUAAUCCCAUUUGAGAUGCGGGGAUAUCAAGGUGUUUAUAACUUGGAAAAGAAGAUAUAUGAAGCUGCAAUUAGGAGUCUCACUCUAGUUGAAAGUCCACUGCCAGUAAAAUUUCCACUUCCAGAUGCACAGGAUCCUUUUUCCUUGAAACCAGGAUCUAUAUCAGCUCAAGUCCCUGAAAAGAAAUCAUCUGUGGUGGAAAAAUCAUCAAAUCUUGUUGCGGCCAUUGCUGGUGCACAAGCAGCAGCUACACAGUUCAACAAAAAGAAUCAAGAUCUGCAAAUGAAUGUCAUACAAAAUGAGGAAUCUUACUCCUUAAGAAGUCGAUCAAAGAACAAAGCAGUGGAAGAGGAUGGUUUUGAUGAGGGUACUUCAGAUUUUACCGAGGGCAAAGAAAGCUAUCGCGUUAAUCAUGUGGAAAGUAGGAGCCACAAUCAACCUCGGACAGAUUUGAAACAGCAUAGUGGGCCUCCUUCCAAAAUUUUCGCCGCGGCAUUGAGAGGCCUGAAGCCAUCAUGAGUUUCCAUCUAUUCUCUGGAGUUCUGUAAAUUACAAACUUAGUUGUAUUGGCACUGUGCAUUUAUAAUCUGCAGACUGCAGUUAGUGAAUACAGUGCAUCUAGCAGAGCAAUCAAGAUCAAAUUUCUUUUAUCUACAUUAGUGUGUGUCCUUGUUGUAAAGCUAACCUAUUAUUACUUUGUAACUUAAACGGUGUCUAAAGAAUUUAUAUUACUCAA
Messenger RNA from Mangifera indica (mango), 1433 nucleotides. RefSeq lists its product as uncharacterized. Gene Ontology annotation, molecular function: transcription coactivator activity. Gene Ontology annotation, biological process: positive regulation of DNA-templated transcription. The transcript has 7 exons. Bases 296 to 1216 code for a protein of 306 amino acids. Gene Ontology annotation, cellular component: nucleus. NCBI's taxonomy places the organism in Eukaryota, Viridiplantae, Streptophyta, Magnoliopsida, Sapindales, Anacardiaceae. The record is from RefSeq and is a predicted model, not a curated record.